Mucor velutinosus is the source of this 897-nucleotide messenger RNA. RefSeq lists its product as uncharacterized. The transcript has 4 exons. The record is from RefSeq and is a predicted model, not a curated record. Bases 1 to 897 code for a protein of 298 amino acids. Lineage: Eukaryota; Fungi; Mucoromycota; Mucoromycetes; Mucorales; Mucoraceae. Gene Ontology annotation, cellular component: mitochondrial matrix. Gene Ontology annotation, biological process: cytosolic ribosome assembly.
AUGUCUAGCUUUAGAUUUUUACUACGCCCUUUAGUAAAUACAGCAAAGAGUCAGGCUUUUGCUCGUACCGCUUACAAAAAUGGAUUCAUUCGUCCUGCUAUGAAAAAGACAUUCUUGCAGCCAGCCACUUUUGAUACAGCCAACAGCAAAAGAGCCUUUUCAGUUGCUGCACCUCGUUCAAGUAGCGGUGAUGUUGACCCUGACCUUGUUCAUCUGUUGGAUGAAGAAUUGCAGUUUGAAAAGACCGAGACUGAGACGCCUGCUUUUAUCAAAGAAUUCCUUGAUACCAAUUUGUUCCAGAUUGAGGACAGAGUAGGGCAUGACAAGGUGACAUUGACUCGUACAUUUGGCAAUGAAAAGAUCAAUGUCAUUUUCUCCAUUUCUGACAUCAACAACACGGUAGAGGAAUUUACAGAAGAGGAUUUACAAGAUGGCCAAAAAAUCAUCACAAAAGACACAACCGACAUUGCUGAUGAAAAGGAGGCUACAGCAGGAGAGGAAGAGGUGACAGCCAUCAAAGACCAAGACCUGGACGAUGUCUCAUUCCCUGUGCGUGCUACUGUUAUCAUUGAAAAGCAAGACAGAGGCAGCUUGGUAUUGAACACAGUAGCUCAAGAUGGCUAUUUGCACAUUGAUGCAGUAAGAUAUUUCAAGCAAGGACAAAUUCAGCCUCAAGACAUGGCAACUGUGGAUAUUGGAGAGCAAAGACAAGAUCUUUAUAUGGGUCCUGUAUUUGAUGAGCUGGAUGAGCAGAUUCAAACAACAUUCAGUCGUUAUUUGGAGGAGCGUGGUAUUGAUACAGCAUUAGCUACAUUUUUACCAGAUUACGUUGAUUACAAGGAGCAAAAGGAGUAUGUCAAUUGGUUGAAGGAUGUCAAUGAUUUCGUAUCUGCUUAA